AUUCCCGAGGUGCUCUGCGCUCAGGCGGCCUGCGGUCAUCUGCGCGUACAGCCCCCUGGGACUAGUAGUUUCGGCCUCGUGGAUGCGGGCCGGAACCCAAUGGCCAAGAACUCGCCUUCCCGGCCACCCAUUUAGCAGGGCGGGGCGCCCCGACCCGUUUGGCAGGGCGGGGCGCCUCGCGAAGAUGGUGUCGCGUGUGGCGUGUGGGUCCCGUCGUCUGCCCAAGUCCCAGCUUAGCCCACCGACCGGCGUCUUGCCGGUCUGGAAUCCUUGUCCGCCGGGUCCCUGACCCCGCGCCCGCCGCGCGCCCGCGCUCCUGAUUCCCGGCAUGCCCCGCGCCCGUAAGGGCAGCGCGCCCCGCAAGGGCGGCCAGCGCCGCGGAGCGGGUGCCCGGAGCAGUACCCAAGCUGACUCAGGUUCGAGUGAGGAUGAGGCCGUCAGUGAGGCCCGCAGUACCACCAGUGAAUGCCCCAGCCUUCUUAGCACUGCAGCAGAGGACAGCCUUGGGGGGGAUGCCGUGGAUGAGCAGGGCCAGCAGGAAGACCUUGAGGAGAAGUUGAAGGAGUAUGUGGACUGCCUCACAGAUAAGAGUGCCAAGACCCGGCAGGGUGCUCUUGAGAGCCUUCGCCUGGCCCUGGCAUCCCGCCUUCUCCCCGACUUCUUGCUGGAGCGCCGCCUCACCCUGGCCGAUGCCUUGGAAAAGUGCCUCAAGAAAGGGAAGGGCGAGGAACAGGCGCUGGCCGCUGCCGUGCUAGGCCUGCUGUGUGUGCAGCUGGGCCCUGGACCCAAGGGCGAGGAGCUCUUUCGCAGCCUGCAGCCCCUCCUGGUGUCUGUGCUCAGUGAUGGCACAGCUAGCCCUGCUGCCCGGCUCCACUGCGCUUCUGCUCUUGGCUUGGGGUGCUACGUGGCUGCUGCUGAUGUCCAGGACCUGGUGUCUUGCCUCAACUGCUUGGAAAGCGUUUUCAGCCGGUCCUGUGUUGUGGGUGGCUCCACAGCCUCCGUGGUCCCUGCCAGCCUGCAUGGCCUGCUCUGCGCUGCCCUGCAGGCCUGGGCAUUGCUCCUCACCGUCUGCCCCAGCACCCACGUCAGCCACAUCCUGGACAGGCAGCUGGCCCGGCUGCCCCAGCUCUUGUCCAGCGAAAGCGUGAACCUGCGAAUCGCUGCCGGCGAGACCAUCGCACUGCUCUUUGAGCUUGCCCGGGACCUUGAGGACUUCCUGUACGAGGACAUGGAGGCCCUGUGCAGCGCCCUGCGGACCCUGGCCACCGACAGCAACAAGUACCGUGCCAAGGCUGACCGCCGGCGUCAGCGCUCUACCUUCCGCGCCGUGCUGCACUUCGUGGAGGGCGGUGAGUGUGAGGAAGAGUCCGUCCGCUUUGGCCUCGAGGUGCUGUAUGUGGACAGCUGGGCCCGGCGCCGCGUCUAUGCCGCCUUCAAGGACGUGCUGGGAUCGGGCAUGCACCACCACCUCCAGAACAACGAGCUACUCCGUGACAUCUUUGGCCUGGGCCCCGUGCUGGUGCUGGAUGCCACUGCCCUGAAGGCCUGCAAGAUCUCACGUUUUGAGAAGCACUUGUACAACGCUGCUGCCUUCAGAGCGCGGACCAAGGCACGCAGCCGCGUGCGGGACAAGCGGGCAGACGUCCUCUGAGGCGGGGCCGGCCGAAGAGGAGACCGUGCACACCCGCGCCUGUGUUUUUAACAGAAGACACUGCAACAACUGGUCCCUGCCAGGAAUUGUCGCUUUAUUUUUUUAAUGACAAAACCAAAAACAGACAUGGCGGCGAGGGGGGGGGGUUGGUGGUGUCCAGGGCACUCGGGGUCCUGGCCCCCUGCCCCCGCACACAGCGCUGUGGCCUCUCCCUGCCCUGUCCCGGGCCCGGUCAGAUGUGUGCUUGUCCCAGAGCUGGGGGGCACACAGUAGGAGGGCUGUCCUUUUCUCUCCUUUCUCGGGCCCUGCUCCUCUGGGAUGACCCACUUCCUUGAGGGGAACGGCAUCUGCACAAAUGGCACCAGAACAGGUGGGGACACGAGGCUGCCGGGAUGGAUCUAUAUGCUGAUUUUUAAAGAUUAUUAGAGAUAAUUAAACCGAAUGCUCAGCCUUCUGUGGCUCUUA
Molecule: messenger RNA, 2116 nt
Organism: Callorhinus ursinus (northern fur seal)
Lineage: Eukaryota; Metazoa; Chordata; Mammalia; Carnivora; Otariidae
Gene: IFRD2
Product: interferon related developmental regulator 2
Source: RefSeq, a predicted model, not a curated record